Molecule: messenger RNA, 1587 nt
Organism: Brienomyrus brachyistius
Lineage: Eukaryota; Metazoa; Chordata; Actinopteri; Osteoglossiformes; Mormyridae
Gene: dync2li1
Product: dynein, cytoplasmic 2, light intermediate chain 1
Exons: 13
Coding region: 142-1254 (370 amino acids)
Biological process (GO): intraciliary retrograde transport; intraciliary transport involved in cilium assembly
Cellular component (GO): cytoplasmic dynein complex; ciliary basal body; axoneme
Molecular function (GO): dynein heavy chain binding
Source: RefSeq, a predicted model, not a curated record
UGCGCUGUUGUCAAUCGCAACGCUUACUAAUAUGGUACCCUGACUUUUUUUUUUAUGUCGAAGGCCACACGUAUCUUUAAAAAGCAUCCUGGAUCGACUUAAAAUAAGAACAGUUUUACGAGAUUUACGUUAAAGAAAAGGAUGCCAAAAAUUAGUGACACGCUGUGGGAGUUGGCUGCUACGGAGGUACAUAACCGAGUGAGCGGAGCAGGCGAGGGCGAAGGGCAAGGUAACGGUGAUGCUCCGGGUCCAUGUGAAAGGACGGUGUUCUUCAUGGGAAGCAAGACCGGGGGGAAGACGACAGUUAUGCUUAGAUGUCUUGACAGGGAUGAGGUUCCUAAGCCGACUUUAGCAUUGGAGUACACGUUUGGAAGAAGGGCACGUGGACACAAUACGCCCAAAGACAUCGCCCACUUCUGGGAGCUGGGCGGUGGGACCUCGCUGUCAGACCUCAUUCAGAUUCCGAUCACAGCACAGAAUGUGAGAACUCUCUCCGUGGUGCUGGUUCUGGACCUGUCCAAACCCAAUUCGCUGUGGGGGACCCUAGAGCGGCUGCUGCAGGCCGUACAGGCCAAGGUAGAUGGAGUUCUCUCUGAAUUACAGAAGACGGGGGAGCGUAGGUCCGACAGAAACCCCACCCUGAACAGCAGCACCCCUCAGCACCUUCACAAGGACCACCCAGACCGUCAAUUCAUAAGUCCCUUUCCAGUUCCUCUGCUGAUGGUCUGCAGCAAAUAUGAUAUUUUUCAGGACUUUGAGUCUGAGAAGAGGAAAGUGGUCUCCAAGACCCUGCGGUUCCUUGCCCAUUACCAUGGAGCAUCUUUGAUAUUCACCAGCAAUAAAUCGGAGAGUCUCAUGUCAAAGACCAAAGGUCUUGUCGCUCACCUUGCGUUUGGCACAGACAGAGGGAAGACUGUGUCCACUGACCACAGUAAACCCCUGAUCAUUCUGGCCGGAAUUGACUCUCUCAGUCAGAUCGGUUCUCCUCCAACAACAGACAUCGACGUCAGUUCUCUUCAUGCCAGGAACCCUUUGGACCUGUGGAAGAAGGUGUUUGAAAGGGUGUUCCCCCCAGAGAGUACUGGAGACCUGAAGGAGCUCAGGAACCCAGCGAGGGAUCCACAGUUCAGAGAAGCUCAGGUCGACUCAAUGAGAUCUCAGAAGGACCAGGAGCUGGAACAGUACAAGAGAAAUUCCUCAAAGUCAUGGAAAGGAAUGGACUUGGAGGCUGAGCCCAGGGGUCAGAGGUCAUGAGGUUUGAGGGCUGAUGGGAAUUUGUAUGUGACAAGGCAAUGGGUGAAUCUCAAUACCAAGAAUGCCAAGAUCGUACAUGUGGUCUUGGCAAGACCGGUCUUGCUACCUUGCCUUCCAAGAACAAUCUUGCAAGAACACGAGGACAAAGGCCACACCAACAGUGAAUUGAGACUCCACUAUGCUGUACGCCCAGCUGAUUACCCCAGACGUAAAUUUCUUAAUUUUUAUCCUAAUAUAUAAUUAAUGACACAUAAUCGAAAUAUCCAAUAUAAACGACUAUUCCAGGUAUGAUUAUGCUUUUUUUCCUCACAAAUAAAGUUUACACUUAAAGUA